CCGCCACCGCGCUCCGAGCCCGCCGCGCCCGGGUCCCCGCCGCCGCCGCCGCCGCCGCCAGCCCCGUUCCUGCCGCCGGCCUCGGGUGCGCUCGGCCGCCUCGAGCCGCGUCCUCGGUGCGGCCCCGCGGCCAUGGCCACCAAAAUCGACAAGGAGGCCUGCCGGGCUGCGUACAACCUGGUGCGCGACGACGGCUCGUCGGUCAUCUGGGUGACUUUUAAAUAUGACGGCUCCACCAUCGUCCCCGGCGAGCAGGGAGAGGAGUACCAGCGCUUCAUCCACCAGUGCACAGAUGAUGUCCGGUUGUUUGCCUUCGUGCGGUUCACCACCGGCGACGCCAUGAGCAAGAGGUCCAAGUUCGCGCUCAUCACGUGGAUCGGCGAGAACGUGAGCGGGCUGCAGCGCGCCAAGACCGGGACGGACAAGACGCUGGUGAAGGAGGUGGUGCAGAAUUUCGCCAAGGAGUUUGUGAUCAGCGAUCGGAAGGAGCUGGAGGAGGACUUCAUCAAGAGCGAGCUGAAGAAGGCCGGAGGGGCCAAUUACGACGCCCAGACGGAAUAGCCCCAGCCCUGCCGCCCCUGCGGAGCCUCCGCCUGCCCCCCCCCCCCCCCGCCACACGGGGGGCCGCCUCGCCGCCAGCCCACCAGCCCACCGGGGAGAGAAGCCACGAGAGGCAGCGCCCACCCGUGCCCGCGCCCCCGGCCCCUCCCCCGCCCCUCCCGACCCCGCCACGCUCCUGAUCGUGAAGCUCAUGGGACAUCUUUCUGGGAUCACCCUUUCUCCUCUCCCGCUCCUUUUCAUUCUGAAGGACACACAUUCUGACGUCAUCAGAUUCAGAGGGGAGGGGCUCCGGGGGCAGCUUCUCCCCCUGCCAUCUCCCCGUGCCAUCCCGGGUCCCAGAGCCAGGCCCGCAGACUCCAGCCUCAUGAGACGCCCCCUCCAGCCCACCCGUCAGCCCAGACCUUCUAGAAUCUGCUCCAGGACCCCGCGCCCCACCCACAUUCCAAGUGGCCUACGCUCCCCAUCUGACAGGCAGUGUUGCUCAGUGAAGCCCAGGCCUGGCUCGGGACUAAUAAGAAGCGGGAACAUUUGCCUUAAACCUUGCCCGGCGGCCUUUUGAGUGACACCCCGCCUCGCGUGGGGAGGCGGGCCCAGCGGGAGGGGCGGCUUCCCAGGGUGGGCCUGGCCCAGGCCCCCGUGGACGUGGAGAGGGAACUGAGCCCAGGGCCGGCCGGCCACCACCCAGUCUGCGGUUCCAGUCCUGGGCCGCCCCACAAAGUCAAAAAGAGAGCUUGGCUUUGCUUUUAAAGAAAGAUGACCCUGGCUUGGCUCUUCAGGAGCCCCUUUUCCUGGGUUCCUGGGUUUCCUAGCUCCUUUUACUGGGGGGAGAAAAUGUACUGUACUGAGGUUGUGAUCAUCUCUGGCACUCAAACAGUUUACAGAAAUAAAUGUGUUUUUCAAAA
This is a messenger RNA of Perognathus longimembris pacificus (Pacific pocket mouse), 1463 nucleotides long. It is a transcript of the gene Cotl1, whose product is annotated as coactosin like F-actin binding protein 1. The transcript has 4 exons. Bases 133 to 561 code for a protein of 142 amino acids. Gene Ontology annotation, biological process: regulation of actin filament polymerization. The record is from RefSeq and is a predicted model, not a curated record. Gene Ontology annotation, cellular component: plasma membrane; cortical actin cytoskeleton; actin filament. Gene Ontology annotation, molecular function: actin filament binding. NCBI's taxonomy places the organism in Eukaryota, Metazoa, Chordata, Mammalia, Rodentia, Heteromyidae.